Perkinsus marinus ATCC 50983 is the source of this 1239-nucleotide messenger RNA. RefSeq lists its product as hypothetical. The transcript has 9 exons. Bases 40 to 1239 code for a protein of 399 amino acids. NCBI's taxonomy places the organism in Eukaryota, Perkinsozoa, Perkinsida, Perkinsidae. The record is from RefSeq and is a predicted model, not a curated record.
CUAGGGUCAAGUUGUAAUUUUGUUAUUGUUUAAGAGCUGAUGUCUUCGCCAACUACCGCCCCUCCUACUGACGAUGAGAUAACAGCGAUAUCCUACGAGACCGAGGAUGUAGGAUCGGUCAUAUCCAGCUCAAAGACCAAGUACACUUGGCGAUUCGAGAUCGGCGGACAGAGCUACUUAGUGAAUCUCUUCGUCUCGUGGCGCAGUGACAAAUACCGUGUCGUUUUGAAUGGUUACGAACAGACCAUGCAAGUUCAAAAGUCGGGCAAGUUCAGUUACGCUUUCAAAUUCCAAGGGCAUUAUUUCAAAGUAGUCCCAUCGAGAUAUCCAGACAGAUGGGAUUUGCUCAUCGACACCGUGCCCUUCUACGCCUAUACGGCUCGAGGGAAGCGGGAGCAGGCUAUUCGGCUUAGACAGUACUAUGAGAGACGAAUUGCUGAGAAGAGACAGGCCAAUGAGACGGAUGACGAUGAGUAUCGAGAGAUGCAGAAACAAGUAGCAUUGCUUCGAGCGCAAGAUGGAGAGGAUGAUAGCUCUUCGGAAGAGGAGGAAUCUAGCGAGGAUGAGAAUCCUCAAGUUCCGCCCCCUACCGAUCUGGCAUCUCGCAUAGGCCACCGUAACGACUACAAGCAGCAGAUGGAUGCCGCUGAGAACGCGUUUUAUAGUACUCAAAUGCCGACCUUCCCGGACGAUCCCUCGACUGGUGGACCACAGCAAGCCUCGGCGGCCCCGCCGGACAUGAUCUCUUUCGACAGUCCUGACGUGUGGGGACCAGCUGCUGCUGGUGUAGCGGUGGCUGGGAUGGCUGCUGCACAGUAUGGGAGCAACGAGGCCCAUGGGGGUCGGCAGGCAGAUGGCAAUGGUGAUAAUGUGAAUCCUUUCGCGAUGGGGACCACGCCUGGGGGAGGCCAGCAGGCUACUGCUGGCAGUGCAUUCGAGGCCUUUGAUGCACUCACACCACCAGGGGGAGAUCAGACACUACCACAAGGGUAUAUCCCUCCACCUUUGGGAGUGCAGGGCGUUCCAGCUACUACCACUUCUAGUGUCAUCUCAUCGCAGUCGGCUCCCUAUAGCCAGUACGGCAGUCAGUCGAUGCCUCAACAACAGCAGUGGCCGUCGGAGGCCAGUGGGAGCUACUACUAUUACGGCACAGCUACGAGUGCUACGGAUGCCAAAGUGCAGCAGCAAGGGAGCUCCCCUGUCGCUCCGGCUCAUGCGGUGGCAGAACAGAAGCGAUAA